This is a messenger RNA of Diaporthe batatas, 1944 nucleotides long. RefSeq lists its product as uncharacterized. The transcript is spliced from 2 exons. Bases 47 to 1300 code for a protein of 417 amino acids. The record is from RefSeq and is a predicted model, not a curated record. NCBI's taxonomy places the organism in Eukaryota, Fungi, Ascomycota, Sordariomycetes, Diaporthales, Diaporthaceae.
CAAGGCCAUAAUAGUGGCCUGCGCAUACUUAUUAGCACAAUUCAACAUGCGCAGACCAAACCUACCCGCAUCAACGCAUUUGCGAUGCUUAAGACCACAUCAAAGCUUUAAUGGCGGCAUAUAUGAGCAUCCCACUUUUGCAGGACACGUGUCUGGUGCCCGACCAGCGACCAUCUCGUGCUUGUCUUCACCGCACCAGCGUGGAACUCACCAGCGGAAGCCCUCACCUCGUUCAGUACUCCACAAUGCCAGACCACUGCCCCGUCAACUAUCAAUGGUGGUCUCCCCGAGCUCGGGACACUCGUCCCGUGGCAAGUCUGGCAAUGGAAACUUAUGCUGGAAAUGUGGGCAAACCAAGACCGAGAAAGGAGCUGGCCCUCGACGACGGUUGCACGCAUCGGCCCCGGGGUUUGCACGGACAAGUUUAUCACCACUCAUGGCCCGCCGGCGAUAUCGUGUCAAACACGGCCCGAUGUCUUACAGUCGUCUCCGAGACUCUCUUUUACAAUCAGCGCCCAGCGUAGAUGGAUCCAUUCCGACCGAGAACUCCGCUGCGAUCACCUCGCCGGCGGAGGCUGGUACGCCUCCGCCUGGGCGUAAGAAUCGUGAUUCCAAGAUCAUGUUGGACCGGCAUAUCACAUCUAACCAACGAAUCGUUGAGUCCAAGGCAACAAGUCAGAAAACGAGAGGCAUUAGAGAUAAGGCCAUCAAAGAUUUAAUCGCCAGGUUCAGGAGAGCCAAUAUCUCAAGGGCGAAAUUCAGCAACGCGAACAGUCUCAGUGGCGAUGCAGUUCUAAUUUUCCUCCCGAGAACCGGCGCAGAUGGUAGUGACGGGAGUGACACAUUCAAGAAGGCAUUGGAAGUGUUCGACCAAGAACAGAUCGUCGAAGUCACCAUUCCAUGGGGGCAAACACCCCCCUGGUGGCGCUCAGAGCUCGACAACUUGAAGAUCCAUCUCGAAGGCGAAGAGGACGCGGCCGUGCCAGUGUUUGACUCGUGCGACGAGGUCCGCACCAAGAUCGCUGAUUAUCUCGGCCAGCCAACCAGCCCUAAACCGCACUACUUCUGCAAGUUUAUCCACACACUACUCACAGGGACAGUCUCGAAGACUUUCGACAACAUCCAGCUCAAAGCAUUCAUGGCCAAGGAGGGGCCGGACGCCGGGGCCGGCGAGCUGAUCUACUACGCUGCGUACAUCUUCUUUGAGAAGCUGAGGAUCGCCGAGGGCAGGCCCAAGAGCGCUCACCGUCUCAAGAUGGAGAGGCUCCACCCGCAUGGUUUAAAGUGUGCACGCCGCUAGAGCUCUGGGACCAGGACUCCAGCGUAGACGCUGUUGGUUUGGUUGAUUAAUUCAACUAUCCAACGGAGUAGAAUGGACACAGCAGCCGGAAGCACCAUGGCCGAAAUAACACCUAACUACGAACAUGCUUCUAACGCCACAGCUCGCCAACCCAUGGGGCUGCAAAGGACCUUGGGCUGUAUCAUCGCGCGUUUGGAAAUCUCCGCCUUGGUUUUCCGGAUACUUCCAGCGAGGCGGGUUGGAGGACCGCUCUUUCAGCGAGUCACUGGGGCGCGAGAUCUUGCGAUGGUUCGCCGCUACCUAUAGGCAUCCGAUGCGCCGGUGAACUCCGUGUACGCUCCAUCGUGGUAUAUGACCCAGCCACCAGACUUGUGCAGCUACAUAGGGAGGACGCAAACCCGGCGUCGGCGCCGGACGAAGGGUAUAUAAUCUAGAGCCAUGCUCGAAAUCAAUAAUCCAGGGUGACUGGUACCGAAAUGCCGACGCGACGAAAUGGGCAGAUUCAUUGUGUAAAGCAUGGUGCUGGUUGAUGUUGUUGCAUGCUACUAGUAGUUGUCUCGGCAGAGCUCUUUGGCAGGCGGCAGCGGUCGGUUAACUUUCCACCCGAGGGGAGAAAGAGAAAAAAAAGGUCAGCCCGAGAAGCC